Stereum hirsutum FP-91666 SS1 is the source of this 2748-nucleotide messenger RNA. Its product is annotated as cyclin-domain-containing protein. Gene Ontology annotation, molecular function: cyclin-dependent protein serine/threonine kinase regulator activity; protein kinase binding. Bases 171 to 2195 code for a protein of 674 amino acids. NCBI's taxonomy places the organism in Eukaryota, Fungi, Basidiomycota, Agaricomycetes, Russulales, Stereaceae. The transcript has 3 exons. Gene Ontology annotation, biological process: regulation of cyclin-dependent protein serine/threonine kinase activity. The record is from RefSeq and is a predicted model, not a curated record. Gene Ontology annotation, cellular component: cyclin-dependent protein kinase holoenzyme complex; nucleus.
GCGGAACACUUGGCUGAGUGGACGGAGGACGCGUCAUCUUCUGGAGAUGCUCGGAAACGGAGGUAGGGGGAAGAGCAACGGACUCGGCAUAGGUUGCUAGUUCCGCUCGAGCUGACAGAAAAGCAUGCGUGACGAAGGCCGUAGGUUUUCUAUAUAGCAUCGAUUUCAGCAUGGUAAAGCGAGGACAUACGAACUCUUGUCAGAAGAAAUAUGCAUGGUGCGGAUACGGGUUUAACAUGAGUGGAGAAGCUGAUGAUGAGUCGAGUGGAGGGACGAGGGAGGCAUGCGUCGGGCGGAGCGGGAGUGAGACACGUGUGUGGCGGGACGUGACCGAUGUGACGGCGCGCCCCCACGCGUUUUCGGUUCUGGCGCUCGCUACUGGUCGUCGACAUCUCGCUCCCUCCGCUCGUCACUCGCCACGACUUAGACCACAGCCAGCUCACUCUCUCCCCCGACGUACCAUGCUCGCUCUGGCCCAUCCCGUACAGCACGAUCACCCAAAUAUUCAUAGUCCCCCAGUGCCCCAGCAGCCGCAGAGACAGCAGCCGCCAUCGUCCAGGAGAUCCUCCUCGUCCGCUUCAUCUUCUACCUCAGCUUCACGUCCAUCCCAGCCCAACGUGGCGUCCUCGUCCUCCACCCACCCUUCACUGUCGUCCUCGUCGUCCUCUCAUGCUGCGUCAUCUGCCGCCUCGUUGUCCUCUGCAUCAUCCUCUACACCCCAUGCCACGCAAAGGACUGACCACAGACCACAUCCGACGUCCGCUUCGGGUCAACCACCACCGGAGAGCUCGAGACCGUCGGUCGAUAUUCACCAAUAUCCCGCCCAGGAUCUCCUUCGUCUGCUUGCAUCUCUCCUCACUCAGAUCGCCGCCGCAAACGACAACCUUCCGUCCGAAUCUCCAUCUCAUUCCCACUCUUCCCAUCAUACCUAUCCAAACCUUCCAGAGCUCCAGCAGCGGCCUAUCUGGCGUUCUCUCACAAAUGCUUCCCGCAAUGCACUCGCCACCCCUUCAUCCUCAUUGUCCUUCCAUGCCCGCAACGUCCCCACAAUCUCCCUUGAAGCAUACCUUCUCCGUAUUCUUAAAUAUUGUCCCACAACGAAUCAAGUAUUUCUCUCCCUCCUCGUAUACUUUGACAGGAUGGCACGGAUAGCAACUGAGGCAACUGGGAGGUCCUUUGUUAUCGACUCGUACAAUAUCCACAGGCUGGUCAUCGCCGGAGUCACCGUCGCGAGCAAGUUCUUCAGUGAUGUAUUUUACACCAAUUCUCGGUACGCUAAGGUUGGAGGUCUCCCACAAGCCGAGCUCAACCAACUUGAACUCCAAUUCCUGCUCUUAAACGACUUCCGCCUCAUGAUCUCUGAUCACGAAAUGCAACACUACGCGGAUCAGCUCAUCCUCUUCUCCCAAACCCACUCUAUACCGCCCUCGCCCUCCUCGAACCCUAUCGCCCUUGCCGGUUCUGCUCCCGGCACUCCUUCCGCACCACAACCCUCACCCCUGAGCCCCCAUCCACAUUCGUCAUUUGUACCGGGUGGACUGUCGGCACCAGCACAUGCUUUGGGAGCUUUCGAUGCUUAUGGCCCUGGUGGGCGAUUUGAGCAUGGACAUCCCAGCGGUAGUUCUCACUCGGAAGUCAACUCCACACACCACGCCCACACAAAUCACCAUCCUCAUCCCCACUCAACGCCCUCGCAUCACUCAUCCGCUCACCCGUCUUCUUCCUCCCGCACUCCUUCUGCUUCCGCUACCCCUGGACCAGGCCCUUCGCCCGUGGACGCCAUCCCUUCAUCCUCUGAGAACGCUCGUACCCCUUCAUUCCAUGCUUCCCGCUCCACAACCUCGCUCGUGAGUCUUAGCUCUGAUGUGACGGACGGUACGGAUACGGAUACGACGGAGAUGACGGAGACGGAUCGGGAGACUGAUUUUGGGAGUACGGAUGAUGAGCCGACUAUCAGAGCCAACGGAAGUGUGGUCGGAGGGGGCAGGCGAGGCGACGACGACGACGAUGACGACGACGACGACGACACGGAGGAGGAGGACGAGGAUGGGGAAGGGGGCGGUGGAUUGUUUAUUACAAGGAGAGGGACGGCGGAGGCUUUAGACGGCCGUGGGGGUGGGACACGGGUAGGCACUGUGGCGGAAGGAUUCAAGGGAAGGAGAGCGGCGGGAGAUGUGAGGAUGGCGAGUCCGUAGAGCGCUUGCGUGCUUUGGAGAUCGAGGGAUGUUGCUGUCGAUGCUUGAUCGUGCUUUGUCAUGAAUGGAUGGGCGGAUUUCUUUUUGUUCGUUUCGUUUGAAUUUGGGCCGCUCGGCCUGCUCGAUUUUAAUUGACGGUUUUGAUCGCUGGUGUUCUGCUGAAGGUCCAUACUUACACAUGUCGAGUCAUCUCAUUCUCUUCGUCGCAGCUUCGUCAGUGGUUCUUCGUUCUCGUGUCUACUUAUAAAUACUUUCGUUGUUAACCGUUCAAUGUUUUUGACUGGCUCCUUGCGCGCUUCUCUUCUUUGAUCCAUUGAUCCGUCCAUCGUCGAUUAUCAGUGGUAUUUGUUCGGCUCCAAGUCUCAAUCUCCGUCUUCGGCUCUUUCUCAAGUUUCAGUUUCUCCUCAUCUCCUCAUUGUCAUUCUCACGUCCCAUCAUACUCUCCAAACUCUUACACCUACACGUACAUUUACAAGAUACAAUUACGGAUCGGUCUUAUGGUUCUCUUUCAACCCCUAAUGCGAGCGCGCGCUUCCGAGACUCAGCGAAUGGC